This is a messenger RNA of Dujonia railenensis, 312 nucleotides long. The record is from the annotation of a GenBank genome assembly. Lineage: Eukaryota; Fungi; Ascomycota; Pichiomycetes; Serinales; Debaryomycetaceae.
AUGUCGUCUAUAUUGAGGAAGUUGCCUUCCAAGGAAAGGCUCCUCCAAGUGAAGAAGCUUAGUGCUGAAAUUUUUGGGGCAAACUGGAACCCAGAAGGCAAAAGAAAUGGAUCCAAGAUAUUGAGAGCCCCAUUGAAGGGACCAGAAUUGAAGAACUACUACGGUGACAACAAUGCGACUCCGACAUUCAAAGAUUUCAAAGCAUGGUUCCCGGAAUUGCGUUUAGUAGAUCCAAAGGAAGUAUACCGUUUGAAGAUGGUGGACGAUAGAAAGAAGAGAAACAAGGGUGCUCCAAAGAAGAAGAAGCAAUAG